Messenger RNA from Epinephelus lanceolatus (giant grouper), 5665 nucleotides. RefSeq lists its product as uncharacterized. The record is from RefSeq and is a predicted model, not a curated record. Gene Ontology annotation, biological process: protein localization to cell surface; synaptic transmission, cholinergic. Gene Ontology annotation, cellular component: intracellular membrane-bounded organelle; neuronal cell body; neuron projection. Lineage: Eukaryota; Metazoa; Chordata; Actinopteri; Perciformes; Serranidae.
ACAGCGGAUCAGAGCACAGCUGUUUCAGCAGAGCAGCCUAGAUUUAGGUCUCAAAUAUCGCUUCUCCUCGUUAUAUGUUAGCCGGACAGCGUCACUUCUCCUCCCUGCCCUCGCCUCUUUAGCCACAUCUUUUAGCGGCAGGCGUCGCUUCUUUUCUGCGGGUGUCUCGUGCCGUUUGUGUGCCCACGAGAAGAUGGUUUUGUCAACAUCACAACAAGUCGCCCUGGCAUUCACGGCUGUGCUCUUCACGUUCGUCGUCCUGCCCAGGAUGUUUGGCGUCGGCGGCGGGACCGGGGCGAAGGAAGCUAGAUUUGACCCUCGCUACGCCAGAAAAGCAGGUCCAGGCCCGGGCGCGGUGAGAGGUCAGCCCAUUAACGUAAAUGCCCCUGGUUCAGCUCAGACCCCUGAGAACAUGCAGCAGAUGAAGAAGCUGAUGGAGCAAGAGCUGAAGAGUGACAAGUACAAAUCCAACAGCAACAAGGGCUACGUGUUCACACUGAUGCCUCUGUACGCCAUCGGAGUUGGAGUGUUUGCAGCCUACAAGUUUUUGAAGAUCAAGUCUGCAGAUGACCAGGCACAAAAGGACAAAUUUGCAAAAGGAGCCAAGAAGUCAGUGGAAGCAGAGAACCAGUUAAACGAGCUGGAACAAAGGCUAGCGCAGACAGAGAGGAUGCUCAAUUCCAUCCUCACACAGCUGGACCCGCUCACUAACUGUGUGAAGUCAGUGGCCCAGGAGCAGAAGAACGAGAUCAUGUCUCAACUCCAGACCAUCCGGUAUCUGAUGAAGAAGAGAGGAAUGGACUGUCCACCCCUGAACAUCAACGAGGCAUCCUGCGAGCGUAAUCUGGACGACCUCAUUGAGUCACUGGGAGCCAACGACACCUCGGCAGUGCAGGCUUCUCUGGUGGACAAGCAGAGCUCUACACGAACAGCAGAGGCUUCUGAAAAGGUAUAUCAGAAGAGUUUGGGAGGUAAAGACGAAGCUGCAACAGAAGGUGAAGAGUUGAAGGAGCUCGUACCAGAGGAUUCAGAUGGGGAAUCGGAGGAAGAAGGGAAUGUAGAGGAAGAGGAGGAGGUUGAUAAAGAGCAGGAGGAGGAAAAAGGUUUGGAGGACUCUGAGCUCAUGCCUUCACUAGAGGACUCAUAUGAGACAAACAUUGAGGAGGUUGGAAUGGAGCAGCCUGCAUCCGGCCUCAGGCGACGCAACAGGCCUGACUGAACUCAUUGCAGGACUUUUUCACUCUACAAAGAUGUGACAGAUUAUUAUUAAUAUUUAUUACCUGAAAGGCUUUCAUUCCAAAAGGCUGUCUACAUAUUCAUCAAAAACACACAUUGCAUUCAUCAGAAACUAUAACCUCAUAAGGAAAGCUCUCUAACAGUAAACACAUAGGGCUCUAUUUUCAUGUUGCACUCACAAGAAUCAACACCAACAUGUGCACAAGGUCAGUGAGGGUUGCCAGGUGCAUCUGCUAUUAUUGCUCACAUAGGUGCAGUGUGCUAUGUGCAGAAGGGUUGGCUAAAGUGAAUUUGGUGAUUAUUCAUCCUCCCAGUUAGUGACAUUUCCUGUCACAUACCUUUUAUAACAACUGUUCCGAUCACAAUGGUGCAUGAAAAACAAGACUCAAAUGAAUCUCCCUUGCCCCCAGGAGCAUUCUCUUAAAGUCUCUCUGUGACUGUAAUCCUUCCUCUGAAUGCUUAGUGUCUUUUUUUUAGAUUCUCCAAGUGUGGUGAACUCCACUGGAGGGAUGAACAAUAUUCUUUCAAAUGAUAUUCUUUUUGGUGUUUUGAUGAGGAUAAUGAUGAUGGUGGUGGUGGUGGUGGAGGAGAGCACUGUCAAACGGCCAGACACACCAAACUGACAUCAAAGAACCAGUGGCAACAAAGGCCGACUCUUGCGUUGCCUCACCUUGCCUGUGUCUCGGCCAAAAAGUUGCACCUCAUCUCACAGCAGAGACUACCACCGAUGGCUGAUUAACACGUAUGUUCUGCUAGUUUUCCAGUUAACACAUUAACAACACUAUCCGAUGAUUUAUCGUGCGCUAGUGAAUAAUAACACAGACCAUUACAAGCCAUUUCUGCUUAAGAGCUAACCUAAUCCAACCUAAUAUCACGUUUCUUGUGAUCUCACACACCCUCUAGUUUAGUCAUUAGCCUGCUUUCCUCACUUCUGUUUCUCUUCUCGUGUACUGAGCUGAACCACCAAUCAGAGUGAUUUCACUCACCGACAGGCUCCACUGUCUCCAACGCUGGUUCAGCAUGCUGAAUCUGCCAAAAGUCACCCGGCAAAGGCCGACUAGUGCCAACAGUGUGCGACACACUGCAAAACAAAUGACCUGACCGCUUGACAUAGACCAACAGCCGACUGUCGGCUUGGUGUGUCGGAGCCCUGACAGAACACUCCAUAAUAUCACCCAGAAGGCCAUUAGUGAUGGGUUGUUAAAGCACUGAUGCUUUUAAGCCAACUGCAGUGAAAGUGUUUCCUUGGAUAAACUCAUUAUACGAAUUGUCUCCCCAAGCUCCUCCAUAGCCUUGCCAUAAACAAUUCAAAUUUAAAUAGUUCCUGGAAAACAAGAAAUGCCCAUCUCAACACAGAGCUAACACACCACUAAUACUUCUCAAAUCAUCCAGGAGCUUUUGUUCCCUGUAUGGAAGCAGCCUGUAUUUGUCAUGUUUCUCACCACAUUUACUCAGAUCUUUCCUUUAACUUGUUGCCCACUUUUACAAUAAUGUGGGUCAGCCAGGGGGUUAUCUCCAGGUCUGAAAAGUGAGGGUAAUGCUGAAGUUCCUUAAACCUGCAUUCUUUUUAAUGGCCAGCAGGGGGUGACUCCACUGGGUGGAGUAAGUAGUCCAGUUAAAUUCUAUGUGAACAUGAGUUGAUUAUUAGCUCAGUAAAUAUUUUCUUAACCAGUAUAUGGUCUCUAGUUUCAAGUCUUCUUCAAUUCAGCAUGAUCAUUUCAUAAAUUAUAGCCCCAUAUAGAGUUAAAUAGAUGAUAAAGUAGGAUAUUGUUUAGGGCGUGGCUACUUUGGGAUUGACAAGUCGCCACCACGGUGGUGACACAGCUAACGUGCCAACGUUUGUGGUACUCCACAAACCAGUUGAUGACGUCACAGUGGUUCCGUCCUUUUCCUCUAUACAGUCUAUGGGUGCAGUCCAGACAUAAGUUGAAUUGUAGCAGUGAUGGAUGCCAGAUGCAUAAAAAAUUCUGUCUAUUUUGUUUUUGUUUGUUUUUGUCAUGUUACAGACCGUUCCCAAAAAACCCUGGUAGUAUGCAUGGAAUUCACGCACAAUUAUGCGUGCUUUAAGUAUGCAUGAUUAAACACACAUUCUCAGCACAGUGUUUUUCUUACUAGCAGUAAAUGUGUGGGAAGUGUUUUUGUGCAGACAUAUUGUUUAUACAUCUGGUCCUAGAUCCUCAGACAUCCAUUUGCUGCACCAAAGAAACACUUAAACUUGCAAUGCCUCAUCUUCUUGGGGCACUUUUGCACCAUGCGUGCUGCACUGGGCACGAGAAUAUAGAAGGGACUGACAAACCACCAGGUAGUCAGGGGGUCCUUUUCAUUAUGCUAACUUAUGCUUCCUUAUCUCCUCCCGUGACCCAGAAAUCGUUCUCCCUCCACAAUGAUGGAACUUCCAAUCCUUUAAAUGCAUCUCACAAGACAAGGAGGGAGAAAGCCUCUGUAUGAGCUCAUAGCAAGGAAACAGGUGUAUCCGACACGGAAAUCUUAAAUAAAGUACGGAGCUGCCCAAGGGUCAUGGCGGGAUUUUCUUACCAUAAUAUAGGUCAGCAAUCAGUAAUAAUGCUACUGAUGAUUGGUUAUAUUAUAUAAUCUGCAUAUCUAAAUGAAGGCCUCCUGUAUAUGUAAAACCUUUAUAGGCCUAUAAGAGAUGUCCCUAUCUAUGAAAGAUCCUUUAAGAUUUUGAAAUUGUUAUUAAAGAAACGAUUUUGUGGACAUUCACACCAGUCAGUUUGACGUGAUACAGCUCCGCAGCAACAGAAGUAAAUGAUGUCGCUGAAAACUGACGCUGUGGAACCAAGGGUUUCUUUUUUGGGAGCUUUGGCUUCUCCGUCCUUGCAUCUUUUCCUCACCUCCUCUGGUCACUCACGAAGUUAGGAAGCAAGUGAAGGAAGCGAGGAGACAUGAGCGUGAUAAAAUGCACCUUGAGUUUGGAAAAUUGCAACACCAAAUAUAGUGCUAAUUGUAUUAGUCUUUGUGCCGACAUGAAAAAAGAGCCCAUAAUGUCCUGUGCUUUUCUGUUGUCAGUCAUCUUUCCAACACUAAUCAUCACCUUUUUAUACUUGCCUGAUUUUGGAGUGAAAUGUCUAUACAUAUUUGGUUUUACUAGCUCUGUCAGUGGUUUGGGUUUGCACCUGUUUGAGUGCUGAAGCCACGCUUUUGAUGUGAUUAUCUUACUCUGAUUAAUGCCACAGGAUAUGAUCGUAAGUCUUUAAAGACUCAGCUUCUCUUUCUGUCAGUCUGGAGAAUAUGUGCUUUCAUUGCAUCGUAACCUCGAGCCACCCUGUGCUGCCACCCUCUGCCCUUGUCAGGUAUGAGAAAAUAUCACAGAGGAAUGAUUUUAUGUCAAAACCCAUAGAAGUCUUACCACAAACAACACUGCUUUCCUAUUUUAUUAAUAAAUGCUACUAUUUUUUUUUUUUUUAUUAAACCAUAAAGGCUCUGACACUAGUGCUACUGAAUGGUCAAAGCCUCCUUAGACUGCAGAAUAUUAUAAUAUACAUUGUAAAAAGUGUGAGCUGGGCUUGUGGCAUGCCAUUAUACAUCAAAACAUAGUUGUGCAUGUUUUUUUUUUUUUUUGUCUACACAGUGUGACUGUUUUUAUUUAUUUAUUCAAGAAGAAAGUGACAAUCAUUUGAUCAACCAGACACAUGUUGACUCCCAUGAAAUUCUUCUACUGAUCCAUUUUUAUAUUAAUUUAAAAAAUCAGCGUUAUUUUAAGUGUGUUUCUGUUUGUUAGAUAUUUGUUGGAUACCGAUAAUGCAGAAAGGAAUCCCUUUGCCUUAUUUUUAAAAUGUUUGGUUUUUUUUGUGUGUUUUUUUGGGAAUCCUUCUGAGAGGACACUGUGAGAGGGCUUUCCGGUUGUUUCCAUGUUGUCUGUUGUUUGGCAAAAUAGAUCCAGCUACUGUCAGGGUGCUCCUCAAAAUAUCCAAGUACAAUGAACAAAUUUAGGUCUUGAUUAAAAAUAAUAAUAGUAAAAAGAUCAGUAUUUAUGAUCCUUUUUGUAUCAUGUGCCCCUAAAGUUUGCUAAAUGCUUAAUGUAAAAAUCACAUUAAAAUGAUUAUAAUAUUUGCAUAAAUGAGAUGCCCCUGUCCUACUGUCAAUCAUAUAAGAUCACAGCAUGAAUAUUUUUUGUAAAGCCCACAAAUCAUUGCCUUAUUCCUGAUGAAAUAUUUGAGCUGUAGACACUGAAGGAUGUUUCGGUUGGCUUUAUAUUGUAACUGUUUUACGGAAUUCUAACACCAGCUUUUACACAUAUAAUUUAUUGCCACCUCUUGGAAUCCACAAAUAUCUGCCUUAAUUUAUUUUGUAAAUGUGUUCCCUGUUAUGCAUAGUUACAUUUCUGUGUUGGAGGUUUUGUGUGUCAUGUGGAGACUGAGUGAGGGAACUCAGCUUGCUUUAAUAGAAAAUAAAACAACAAAAAAUGUGA